This is a messenger RNA of Fukomys damarensis (Damara mole-rat), 2265 nucleotides long. RefSeq names its product phosphatidylserine synthase 1 (gene Ptdss1). The transcript is spliced from 12 exons. Gene Ontology annotation, biological process: phosphatidylserine biosynthetic process. Lineage: Eukaryota; Metazoa; Chordata; Mammalia; Rodentia; Bathyergidae. The coding region runs from base 59 to 1297 and encodes 412 amino acids. The record is from RefSeq and is a predicted model, not a curated record. Gene Ontology annotation, molecular function: L-serine-phosphatidylethanolamine phosphatidyltransferase activity.
CAUCGUCAGCAGGUGGUCCUGGCCUGGGCUUCUCUGCCCUAAUGGUCUUGGCGUGGACAUGCAGUGGUGGGCAGUGAGCACUGCAGGGAUCACAGGUGUGUGCCACCACAGCCAGUUUCAGUACUUCUUCAAGAGGCCCCUCACAGGUCCAUUUACCCGACCUCAUCCAGCCAUAUGGCGAAUGGUUUUUGGUCUCAGUGUGCUCUAUUUCCUGUUCCUGGUCUUUCUCCUCUUCCUGAAUUUCGAGCAGGUUAAAUCCCUAAUGUAUUGGCUAGACCCAAAUCUUCGAUACGCCACCCGGGAAGCGGAUGUCAUGGAGUACGCCGUGAACUGCCAUGUGAUCACCUGGGAGAGGAUCGUCAGCCACUUUGACAUAUUUGCAUUUGGGCACUUCUGGGGCUGGGCCAUGAAGGCCUUGUUGAUCCGGAGUUAUGGGCUGUGCUGGACCAUCAGUAUUACUUGGGAGUUAACGGAGCUUUUCUUCAUGCAUCUCCUGCCCAAUUUCGCUGAGUGCUGGUGGGACCAAGUCAUCCUAGACAUCCUGCUCUGCAAUGGUGGUGGCAUCUGGCUGGGCAUGGUCGUCUGCCGGUUUUUAGAGAUGAGAACCUACCACUGGGCAAGCUUCAAGGACAUUCAUACCACCACUGGGAAGAUCAAACGGGCCGUUCUGCAGUUCACCCCUGCUAGCUGGACCUACGUCAGAUGGUUUGACCCCAAAUCUUCUUUUCAGAGAGUGGCCGGGAUAUACCUUUUCAUGAUCAUCUGGCAGUUGACUGAAUUGAACACCUUCUUCUUGAAGCAUAUCUUUGUGUUCCAAGCCAGUCAUCCAUUAAGUUGGUGUAGAAUUCUCUUCAUUGGGUGCAUCACGGCUCCCACAGUGAGACAGUACUAUGCUUACCUCACCGACACACAGUGCAAACGUGUGGGAACACAGUGCUGGGUGUUUGGGGCCAUUGGUUUCCUGGAAGCGAUCGUUUGCAUAAAAUUUGGACAAGAUCUCUUCUCUAAGACCCAGAUACUCUAUGUUGUGCUUUGGCUUCUUUGCGUGGCCUUCACCACAUUCCUGUGCCUGUACGGCAUGGUUUGGUACGCGGAGCACUAUGGUCACCAGGAAAAGACCUACUCAGAGUGUGAAGAUGGCACCUACAGUCCAGACAUCUCCUGGCAUCAUGGGAAAGGUACAAAAGGUUCAGAAGACAGCCCACCCAAGCAUCCAGGCAACAAUGAAAGCCAUUCUUCCAGAAGAAGAAACCGACAUUCCAAGUCAAAAGUCACCAAUGGAGUUGGAAAGAAAUGAAAGACCCUUGUUGAUCAAAGAUGUUCCAGAGAGUGCCUAGAACUGAGGGGGAAACAGAACUCCUUUGGACCUCCCUGUUAGGAGAGACAAAAUGUGCAGAGCAAAUGGGACAAGGAGGGGAACUUCGAGGGGUCACUGUCUGAGAGUCUAAGUUUUGUUUCCCAUAGACCUGGCCACAUCAAGCAGACCAUGGUGUGGGGUCCUUCACCAUUUGGGGCCUCACCUCACUUCAGCACGUGGCGUGCAGUAGUGGUGCAGUAUGUUGGGAGGAAAACAGCUAUUUGCUCACGGUCGGCAAGAGCAGCUGUGCUGGGGGGUCUUGUGGACACUGGGUAAACAUCUUCGUUCAGACAUGGCCUUAACCAAGUGGUUAACGGACUGGUCACCAGAUUUUAUUUUUGUGAAUCAGCCUUUUCAUUUGACUGAUUUAGGUUUAGGCCACUCUCUGUCUUAUUUUGUUGUUUUCCAAUUAGGAUACUUUUUAAAAGCCUUCAGAAUUCACUGCUGAGACUGAAAUUCGGGAAGGGUUCCCUUUCCCUCUUUAGGAAAAGUGGGGAGCUUUUAUGUUGCUGUGAAGCACCCCGACUCACCCUUUCAGACCAUCAGCCGCGUGGCAGGCCAACAGCAGCCUGAGGAAGGGUUAGCUGCCUGCUAGGAAGCCCGAUUCCGAAGGGAACCUUUUAGUUUUGUUCCAGAUGUCCCGGUCCAGGCUCACCCUUUGCGCGAGUGCCAGCCUGCUGCGGGGUAAACUCCCAGCUCCUCCCCGCCAGGUGCCUUUCGGUCGUGCUUGGCCUCCUUCCGCCGCGUGUGGCCCACGUUGUCUCAGUCCCGUGUGAGGUGCUGGUGAGUAUUACCUUUCAUCCGUGCCAUGCUCUAGAACAUUCUCCUGAUAGGCACCGCCUCUGAUGGAUUCCUGUUUGAAAUAAAACAAUUCACAUGAAAGCCCUUCGAUGGCCUGUCUGUAAAAC